Molecule: messenger RNA, 1575 nt
Organism: Coccinella septempunctata (seven-spotted ladybird)
Lineage: Eukaryota; Metazoa; Arthropoda; Insecta; Coleoptera; Coccinellidae
Product: mitochondrial nicotinamide adenine dinucleotide transporter SLC25A51-like
Exons: 2
Coding region: 110-982 (290 amino acids)
Source: RefSeq, a predicted model, not a curated record
AAAAAUUCAGUGUGUCCUUUCAUUUUGAUAGAUGAUAUCACAGAAAUUGAGCAGGACAUCAUUUAUCACUCAGAAUAUUUUGGCAUAAAAUUUCAAAAUCCUUUAUCAAAUGGCACCUAUGGACAUUUGGUACAUAUGGCCACAAAGGCAAAAAGAACUGAUAUGUCAUCAUCUCGCUAUCAUAACAGGAGUUGUCUGGAUUUAUCCUCUAACAAAAAUCAGUCUCCGGCAAAUGUUAUCUGGACAAAGUGCAAAGAAAGUAACAUUUUAUACUCUACAUGAAGGACUGUUUAUAAUGUAUAGAGGAGUUUUACCCCAAAUCAUUCAAAGAUGUUCAUCAAUUACUGCAACUUACAUAGUACAUCAAAAUAUUAAUAUGACAUUUCAGCAGUAUCCGAAAUUCAGAGCAAAAUUAUAUGCAGGGUCAUUCUUAGGAACACUGGAUUCUCUUUUAAUGCCUUUUGAAAGGGUGCAAGUGAUUUUAGCAGAUAAACAUUACAACCAAACAUAUAAGAAUACAUGGCACUGUUUUCAUUCACUACUGAUUCAUCAUGGUUUCAAAGAACUAUACAGAGGCUUUGAAGUUGUAUAUUUGAGAAAUAUAUUCGGCAGUAUUAUAUUUUUAUCUCUAUUAUUGAAAAAAGAGGAGAUAUUGAACCAAGAUAAAAGAAAGUAUGGACCUGCUGUCAUAAUGUCAGCAUCCAGAGUUGUCUUAGAUUCUCUACAAGGUACUGUGGUCUCAACCAUUAUGCAUCCCCUUAAUGUACUUAGAGUAUAUCUCCAUAGCCAAGUUGGAGAAAGACACACCCACUUCCAUAUUGCUUUAAAGCAACUCUAUAAAGAAAAAGGCAUGUACUUCUUUUUUAAUGGCUUAUACAUUAAUAUGGUCAGAUCAUGGAUGUCUUGGGUUGUUAUAGCAUUCUCAAAUGAAAUGUACAAACAGAUUUAUAUGCAUUACAUAAAACCCAAAAUAAAAAAAUGAUUAUGAAACUAUGCUCAUGUUAAAAAUAAGCAUAUAUUUUUUUUGCAUUAUCUGUGUGUGUGAGUCCAUUCAUACGGUCGACAAUUUGAUGCAAUGGCUCUACAAUAACCACAUAAUUUAUCACCACCAAUUGACUUGGAUUUAUCCAAGUCUUCUGAGCUGUUAUCCUGAUUAAUAAUGUAGUAGAAUUUACCAUAAAAUGAGAGUGCACUUUUUCUGUCUCAACUAGGUACUGGUAUGGCAACAUAUAAUGCCACUAAUAUUGUGAAUCAAUUACCGAGUUCAAUUGAGUUUGGAAAGUGAUUUAUCCCACAAUAGACAAUUACAAACUGAAAUGAGUGAAAGAAAAUGGAAAAAAAAAGAUUGCAGAUAAAUAGUGUUCACAACUCGUGCGUAAUGUUUCUUUCCCGCACGCAACUGCCGUUGACUGAACGAUGUGAAGAGCACUAGUUGGGAAAAUAAAUCUUUUCAUGCCAAAUUUUACCAGCGGAAAUGUUGACCAAAAGUGCUAUUUCGAUGUGAAUACAAAGGAAAAAUAUAAUAUUCUGAAAUCAAUAUCCAUUUCAUAUCAUACUUUUCAAUCAAGAACAACA